Humulus lupulus (European hop) is the source of this 660-nucleotide messenger RNA. RefSeq lists its product as uncharacterized. The transcript is spliced from 3 exons. The record is from RefSeq and is a predicted model, not a curated record. NCBI's taxonomy places the organism in Eukaryota, Viridiplantae, Streptophyta, Magnoliopsida, Rosales, Cannabaceae. The annotation marks the transcript as partial.
AGUAGUAGAAGUAGUAGUAGUAGUAGUAGUAGUAGUAGUAGUAGUAGUAGUAGUAGUAGUAGUAGUAGUAGUAGUAGUAGUAGUAGUAGUAGUAGUGGUAGUAGUAGUGGUAGUAGUAGUAGUAGUAGUAGUAGUAGUAGUAGUAGUAGUAGUAGUAGUAGUAGUAGUAGUAGUAGUAGUAGUAGUAGUAGUAGUAGUAGUUGUAGUAGCAGCAGCAGCAGUAGCAGCAGCAGUAGUAGCAGCAGCAGUGAUAGCAGCAGCAGUAGCAGCAGCAGCAGUAGCAGUAGCAGCAGCAGCAGUAGCAGCAGCAGCAGUAGUAGCAGCAGCAGUAGCAGCAGCAGUAGUAGCAGUAGCAGUAGUAGCAGCAGCAGUAGUAGCAGCAGUAGUAGUAGCAGCAGUAGCAGUAGUAGCAGCAGUAGCAGCAGCAGUAGCAGUAGCAGUAGUAGUAGCAGCAGUAGGAGUAGUAGUAGCAGUAGUAGGAGCAGUAGUAGUAGCAGUAGGAGUAGUAGUAGCAUUAGUAGUAGUAGUAGUAGUAGCAGUAGGAGGAGUAGCAGUAGCAGUAGGAGGAGUAGCAGUAGCAGUAGCAGUAGCAGUAGCAGCAGCAGCAGCAACAGCAGUAGCAGUAGCAGUAGCAGCAGCAGCAGCAGCAGCUGUAGCAAC